Gryllus bimaculatus (two-spotted cricket) is the source of this 3676-nucleotide messenger RNA. The record is from the annotation of a GenBank genome assembly. NCBI's taxonomy places the organism in Eukaryota, Metazoa, Arthropoda, Insecta, Orthoptera, Gryllidae.
UUCCGAAAAAGGCUCGCGUAGGAAGCGCAACCAUCGAGUGCGAGAGUGCACGGUUCGUGGGAAGUCAGACAAAAGGUCGAGUGAGUGGAAAGUUCGUGAUCGGGAAGCGUAAUGUAUCACGAAGGUCAAAACAACUACAGCAAUGCUGCUUCGAUCUGAGCUUGUCAUAGAGUUCUAACUAUUGAACGAAACAAAUGCGAGGCUUAUAUUUAUAUAUUAUUUUGCCCGUUCAUUGUAUCCAAAAACAUGUUUGUUUUUAUAAUAAUUAUUGGGGCGUCUCGAAUUUAUUUUGAAAUGAACGAACUUGUUAUGAUAAAAUAAUCGAUAACAUCUCGAUGUUUGUAUCGACGUCUUUUCCUGCUGUGUCGAGCAGGAGCAGAUUUCGAUAUAUAUCGAAGUUGUCAAUUAUCUUUGUGUACUGAGUUUUUAUCUGAUUUAAUGAUGUGGAGUACAUUUUUAACAGGAGGUUUGUGCAUGCUGAGUUCUUGGAUUGCUGUAUGAAUGCCCUAGUUUAAGGAAUGAAUGCAUUUUAAUAAGACUGAUCGUAUGGACUGCUGUGUUUCGUAAUCUCACUAACACCGCUAUCGUUGUCAUUGGGGCGGGGUGCUGUUUGGCCAUCUUCACGGCGGAAGGGUCAUGGAUCCCAACCGGGAGUCAGGCCUCGGCAGCGAGUCUGACAACAUGGCAGAAUUGGCGGCGCUCCUUCAAACCGAGAUACCAGAGGGUCGUAGCAGCCUUGCAGACAGUCAUACUAACUUGGAACGCGUAGCAGAGUACUGCGAGGGAAAUUAUUUCCAGUCUGAGAACAAACGUCAUGCAUUGGAGGAAACCAAAAAUUAUACCACUCAAUCACUUGCUAGUGUUGCCUAUCAAAUCAACACUCUUGCUUUUAAUUUUCUUCAACUUCUCGACCUUCAGACAGCACAAUUAGCAGAAAUGGAAAGUCAAAUGAAUCACAUAGCACAGACGGUGAUGAUCCAUAAAGAAAAAGUUGCUCGUCGAGAGAUUGGAGUGCUCACUGCCAACAAGACUACAUCACGACAGUACAAAAUCAUUGCUCCUGCCAAUCCAGAGAAGCCAAUAAAAUAUGUGCGAAAACCUAUUGAUUAUACUGCGUUAGACGACAUAGGGCAUGGAGUGCGAACGGGCUCGACAGGCGGCACACCAAGGAGCAAGCAGCGUGGAAGCAGCCAGGGCAGCAUCCAGUCUCUGGGAGGCACUUCACCAGCUGCAGCUGCAAUGAUGGGCGCCAAUCUGGUAGGCCCUGCCCCCACCACAAAGCCCCCCACGCCACCGCAGGCCGUGCGACAGGGGGGCAGCCUGAGCAAAGGGUCUCGCGAGUACCGCACACCGCCCGCCGUCGCCCCCCCACAGGUGCCCAGCCAUUAUGCUCCUAAUUAUCCACUUGGUCAUCCACGCCGUGGGGAAAGAGGUGCUGGAUACAGUACACUUCCAAUGCCUCCUGCCUCUCACCUGCACACACAGACUCUUCCACAUCCCCACCAUCACCCCUCUCCUCCUAUGUCUCCUCCUCAAGUGGGCAUGGUGCAUCCCAUUCCUCACACCAAUCCCAGUCUACAAGCUUCUCACCCCCAGACCCCACCACCGCCACCACCUCCUGUCACGUAUGCUGUGGACCAUCACACCAGCAUGCCUCCUCCCCCAGGGGAUGCUGUUGAACAUCAUGGAGGCAUGAUGCAUCACAUGGUUGCUGCUGCUGCUAUAGGAGCUGGCCAUCAUUCCCACACGUUGCCGCACCAUCCACAUCAGCAGCUGCAGCACAUGCAUGCCCAACAUCGACCUGGCAAUGUGUCCCCUCCAUUGCCCCCUCCGCCCCCUCCAGAGGAUGAGCAUCCAGGCUUUGGCCGGCCCAGGACAUCUCACAUGAUGCCUAUAGUGCCAGAUGAGGAAGAUCUUCCUGGUUGGGUGCCCAAGAACUACAUUGAAAAGGUGGUUGCUAUCUACGAUUACUUUGCCGACAAGGAAGAUGAACUGAGCUUUCAGGAGAGCUCUGUCAUUUAUGUGCUGAAGAAAAAUGAUGAUGGUUGGUGGGAAGGUGUAAUGGACGGCAUCACAGGUCUCUUUCCAGGAAAUUAUGUUGAACCAUGUGUGUGAAACAGUGUUCCUUAUUUCAUCAUUCCACCUGAAGCAAUUUUUCCUACAGCGUAUAAUAUUAAAGAUUACGCUUACAGUUUGUGUAGAUUACUGGCCCUGAUGUAGACAGGCUUUCUUAAACAAUUCUGUAUUCCGAAUAGCUCAAUAUAAACUAUCAGAGAAUUACCAACAAUAAUUUUUUUCAGAAGAUCAUUGCUGUAAAUAUUGUGGUUUUUGAUGCAUGAAUUACCUAUUUAUUACAAUUGUAUAGUCUUGCCGACCAUAUGCUAAUACAAUGCCAAUUAAGUGAGAUAAGUCUUAUCUGAAUACAUUCUCUAGAAGCAAUUUGUAAUUAUUUCUUGUCAAGUGAAAUAAGCAUUUGCAAUUUUUUUAUGUAAUGCUAAGACAAUACUUAAGCAUUUACUGUAACAAUGAAUAUUAAACAGCUGAGUUUGAGAAACAGGCCAGCAGUGUAGGAAGGCAGAUUGCCACUGUCUCUGAGAGACAAGGCCCUGGGAAAAUUUUGCUGCCUUCAGAAACAACUCAGUUUUCUUAUAAAGACAAUGUCAGGGAUACUACUGAUACAAUUUCCAAAGAAUAAUUAUGUACUACCAUGAAGGGAUUCCAAGUACAAUAUUUUUUCCAUAUUUACAACUUAAUUUUGCCUAUAGAACCCUAUUUUUGGUAUGUUUUAUUAUACUAUUGUCUGUUGUGUCUGUUUCUAGUGAAGAAUGGUUUGGAAUGAAAUGGAGUAAUUUCACAAGGGUAAAAGUGUUAUAUUGUCUGUUAAAGUUUUUUCUGCCAGAGUUUGCUUGGUGUGUGAACCAGUUGCCUUGUACAUAUGAUAUGGAUGCUACCAAUCAGUGCAUUAUUUCUUAGUUUAUUAAUAUUUUGUUUUAGUUUUAUUAAACUUGUGUGUUAACAUUCUUAGUGAAAUAAUAAAUGGCUGCCAUUUACUGUAUCCUGUAACUUAUGUAUGUGCCUAAUAUGGCAAGAACUAUGGUAUUUCAGGGCAUUUCAAUACUGACAUCAACAUCCCAAAGAGUUCUAUUAAUGUUGAAUUUGUUAAUCACCUUUUUUUGUGAUUACAUGAAAUCUUAAUAAAAUAUUUAUUUGAAUUGUGUAUUACAUUGCACAUUAUAUACAAGCUUUAGUUGUCACUAUAAUGAUAAUAAAAACCUUGCAAUUAUUCUUGUGUGUUAAGUUCGUACUUUCCUUUCUGUCCUGAAUAAAUACACAUUGAAAUAAUCUUGAUUUAAAGUAGUUUUUAGCAAUUAUAUGUUAAAAUAUGUUAUUUUUUAAAUUGUAUGUUAAAUGAAAUUAUUUGUUCAAAAGUUCUGUAGAAAUUGAUAGGACAAUUUUCAAGUAACACUUUCAAUUCCAGUGGUCACAUUUCACAAUAAGAAACUGUUGGAGACAUAGCAAGCUUGAAAUGAAAUGUUCUCCAUUCUAAAUUUUAAAUAAUCCUGCAAUGAAAAAAUAGAAAAAGAAAGUAAAAUUUUUUGCAUUUUUCUUUAAUAAUACUCUAUUUAUCCAGAUAUGAGAUGACCCCUGCCUUUGAAAGUGUUAAUUAGUUUCCAAC